Coniophora puteana RWD-64-598 SS2 is the source of this 750-nucleotide messenger RNA. RefSeq lists its product as uncharacterized. The annotation marks the transcript as partial. The record is from RefSeq and is a predicted model, not a curated record. The transcript has a single exon. NCBI's taxonomy places the organism in Eukaryota, Fungi, Basidiomycota, Agaricomycetes, Boletales, Coniophoraceae.
AUGACGAUCUCGUCAAUCCGGGCUCUCCUCCUCGCUCGAAUUUCACACCACGCCCCACAGCUUCUCCGCGCGAUCACACCCGACAGACGACCAUUCCUGUGCUCAGAACCGUUCGUACGAAAGUUUGUAUAUGAACAUCUCAAGUGGGUUUCUCGAUCUUCAACACGCGCUGCUCAGAAGACUCCGCAAGAUGCGGAGGAACAGAUCUACGAGCUCUUCCUCCGACUCGCUCUCUGGUUCCGCGACUCUGGUGCUCGAUAUCCCUCCCUCCUCGUCAACUUCGAUCAAACUCAAGUCGUUAUGGCCGACAGCGCUGCCAACACGUUCGACGUCGAAGGAUCGAAACAGGUCUCUGUCCUCGGGAAGGAGGAGAAGCGAGCAUUCACCGCCGUGGUCGGCAUCUCUGCGUCGGGCGAUGCUCUCCCGACGCAAUUCAUCUUCAAGGGAGCCACUGAGCGCUCCACCCCAUCCUCGACAGCACCAGACCGAGGCGAAGCCAGCCGCCUCGGUUUCAUCUAUGCCUGGAAUCCGGACAACUACUGGUCUACCCACACCACGAUGGAGCAAUACCUCGCCGACAUCGUGGUCCCUUAUUUCACCCGACAGAAGGAACUCUUAGGCUGCGACGAGGACCAGGAGUGCGCUAUCCUCCUCGACUGCUGGUCGGUUCAUCGCAGCCUGAGCUUCCGCUCAAUGGUACAACGUCGAUGGCCUUGGAUCCGGCUUCGCUACGUUCCUGGUGGCACUACG